UCGAAUGUAGAAAAUGGCUGCGCUCUUCGCUACCCCAGGUCGGCACGAAUGUAAAUACGGCCUGUGGAUCAGCUUCGGUGUGUUUAUUGCAAAAUUUGUUUGUGCAUUGGGAAUUACCUGUUACUGUGAAGGACAUUGUCCAGAUGAUCGACAAAAUGGUACUUGUGAAGGCAGACCUGGUGGUCAUUGUUUCAGUGCAGUAGAAGAAGUUUGGGAUGCAGAAUCAGGAGAGUAUGUACCAGAAUGGUCAUUUGGUUGUUUACCACCAGACGAGCAAGGUUUCAUGCAGUGCAAAGGAUAUCUUGUACCAAAUUUACAAGGCAAAAGCAUAAUAUGUUGCAACAAGAGUGCAUUAUGUAACAAAGACAUAUAUCCUGAAUAUAAACCUCGAACUACGACAGUACCUAAUCCUAUGGCCAUAGCAUCAGGUGCAUCACUUAUAAUAUUGGCUAUCAUUUUGUCUAUAUGCUUAAUGAUAAUUUCAAUAGCUAUGGUGAUCAUAUAUCACAGAUAUAGAAGGAAAGAAAGAGGUCCUUGCUUAGUGCCUUCACAGGGAACACUUAAAGACUUUAUCGAUCAAAGUAGUGGUUCCGGAUCAGGAUUACCUCUCUUGGUACAACGAACUAUUGCCAAGCAACUAGCAUUGUCUCAGUGUGUUGGCAAGGGACGUUAUGGUGAAGUAUGGCUUGCAAGAUGGAGAGGGGAGAAAGUGGCAGUGAAAGUAUUUUUUACAUUGGAAGAAGCAUCUUGGUUUAGGGAAACUGAAAUUUAUCAGACAGUGUUAAUGAGACAUGAUAAUAUUUUGGGUUUCAUUGCGGCUGACAUUAAAGGCACAGGAUCUUGGACACAAAUGUUAUUGAUUACGGAUUAUCAUGAAAGAGGCUCUUUAUAUGAUUAUUUACAAACUACGGUUCUAGAUCACCCUAGCCUUCUAGCAAUAUGUCUUUCAAUUGCAUCUGGAAUUGCUCAUCUUCACACAGAGAUUUUUGGUACACGUGGAAAGCCUGCUAUAGCUCAUAGAGACAUCAAGAGUAGAAAUAUUUUGGUAAAGAAGAAUGGUGAAUGUGCAAUUGCCGAUUUUGGCUUAGCAGUUAGAUAUAUAAGUGAAAGUGGAGAAAUUGAUAUUGCACCUAAUACACGAGUGGGUACUCGUCGAUAUAUGGCUCCAGAAGUGUUAGAUGAAACAUUAAAUGCAUCAUCAUUUGAUGCUUUCAAAAUGGCAGAUAUGUAUUCUGUUGGUCUUGUACUUUGGGAAGCUUGUAGAAAAUGCGUUACAGGUGGUAAAAAUUCUAUGGUAGAACCAUAUGCUUUACCAUACCAUGAUGUUGUUCCAAGUGACCCAGAUUUUGAAGACAUGCGACUAGCAGUUUGCGUAAAACGGUUACGUCCAAUAAUACCAGCGCGAUGGGAAAAUGAUUCGAUCCUGUUUGCGCUGAGUAAGCUUAUAGCCGAGUGUUGGCAUGCGAAUCCAGCCGUUCGUUUAACAGCACUACGCGUAAAAAAGACAAUAUCAAAAUUACAUAUUGAUAAUGCUAUUAAAAUCGUAUAGCGUUCGAUAAUAUUCGUCGGAUGUGUUCUAUCUUACCGCUAGUAGCUGAAAAAUAAUUUCUUCCCUUGUAAAUAACCCGGUGUACAUAGAUUUAUUGACAGACUGCAAGCCUGAAGACUGAAUAUUAAGAUUUAAAACUACAUAA
Eufriesea mexicana is the source of this 1694-nucleotide messenger RNA. It is a transcript of the gene tkv, whose product is annotated as serine/threonine receptor kinase thickveins. Bases 14 to 1549 code for a protein of 511 amino acids. Gene Ontology annotation, biological process: protein phosphorylation; cellular response to growth factor stimulus; cell surface receptor protein serine/threonine kinase signaling pathway. Gene Ontology annotation, cellular component: plasma membrane; signaling receptor complex. Gene Ontology annotation, molecular function: ATP binding; transmembrane receptor protein serine/threonine kinase activity. The transcript is spliced from 4 exons. Lineage: Eukaryota; Metazoa; Arthropoda; Insecta; Hymenoptera; Apidae. The record is from RefSeq and is a predicted model, not a curated record.